Molecule: messenger RNA, 2589 nt
Organism: Plasmodium coatneyi
Lineage: Eukaryota; Apicomplexa; Aconoidasida; Haemosporida; Plasmodiidae
Product: Heat shock protein 90
Exons: 1
Coding region: 1-2589 (862 amino acids)
Biological process (GO): protein folding
Cellular component (GO): mitochondrial inner membrane
Molecular function (GO): ATP binding; ATP-dependent protein folding chaperone; protein kinase binding
Source: RefSeq, a predicted model, not a curated record
AUGAGCCUGUCAAAGUUCGCCCGAUCGACCCUGCAGAUAAACAAAACAUGCGGGGUAGUCGAAGCACAGACGAAGAACAAGGCAACGGCGGUCACGUGUAGAGGGUUGCGAAAGAUUAGCAGCAGUAACAAUGUGCAGAACAAAUGGUACGCUCAGCUGGUCGCCAAGGAACUGGGGAAGCGUGCAAGAUUGAUGAAACAUUUUAGCACCGCAGGAGAAAGUUACGAAUUUAAGGCAGAGACGAAGAAGCUGCUACAGAUAGUUGCCCACUCGCUUUAUACGGAUAAGGAAGUAUUCAUUAGGGAGCUUAUUAGUAACUCCUCCGAUGCGUUGGAAAAAAGGAGAUUUACUCAAACAGCGUCCAUAAAAAGUGUAGAUGAUACGGUGGCAAAUGAAGCGGCAGAGAUUCCCCUGCACAUCAAGGUGUCUGCAGAUGCGAAUAAAAAUUUGUUCAUAAUUGAGGACAGCGGAAUUGGUAUGAACAAGGAGGAGGUGAUUGAAAACUUGGGAACGAUAGCCAAGAGUGGGUCUCUAAAUUUCCUAAACGCGUUAAAGGAGAAAAGCCGUAACGCAACUGAGGAGAGUAAAAACGCCUCUGAUCAAUCAGGUGAAAGAGGUGGUGAUAUUUCCAAACCUGGAGAUAACAUUAUAGGACAGUUUGGUGUAGGAUUUUACAGUUCCUUUGUCGUUUCGGAUGAAGUAGAAGUGUUCACAAGAUCACAUGAUGAUAACUCAGUUGGUUAUCACUGGAGGUCGGAUGGGAAUGGAACCUUCACGUUGAAGGAAGUGGAGGACCUCCCCAGAGGUACAAAAAUUGUUUGCCACCUUAAGGAGAGCUGUAAAGAAUUUUCUAACAUCCAUAGGGUUCAGGAAAUUGUGGAGAAAUUUUCCUCCUUCAUUAACUUCCCUGUUUAUAUCGUCAAUCGGAAGAAGGACAUAAAGGGGAGCAGCCGGUUGGUCAAGGGGGACGACCUGGAGAAUGAGGAGUCCCCUCUGCAGCAGGAGGGACUGAACAAAGAAGUAGAGAAGGAGAAAGCGAUGGACGGGACGGCAGAUGUGGAGGACGCCACUGCCGCUGCGGAUGCGCCUAAAGGGGAGACAGAAGGUAUGACAGAUGAAGUGCAGAUAAAUAAUCAGAAACCUUUAUGGUGUAAGGACAACGUGACGGAGGAAGAACACCAAAAGUUUUUCAAAUUUUUAUCAAAGAAAAAAAGCUACGAUGAUGACAAGGGAUAUGUAUACAAAGUAUUGUACCGAACAGAUGCGCCAAUGUCUAUAAAGAGCGUUUUCUACAUCCCAGAGGAAGCUCCAUCGAGGUUGUUCCAGCAGAGCAACGAAAUUGAAGUCUCCCUUUAUUGUAAAAAGGUCUUGGUGAAGAAGAACGCAGAUAAUAUAAUUCCAAAGUGGCUACACUUUGUUAAGGGAGUAAUUGACUGUGAGGACAUGCCGCUGAAUAUCAGCCGAGAAAACAUGCAAGACAGCACCUUGAUAAGUAAAAUUUCCAGAGUAGUAGUAACGAAAAUAUUGAAGACGCUAGAGAAAGAAUCCACAAGUGAUGAGGAGAAGUACCGAAAGUUCUACAGCAACUAUAGCUACUACUUGAAGGAGGGAGUGUUGGAAGAUUCUUCGAACAAUUUUUACAAAAACACGUUGAUGAAUCUGUUGCGCUUUUACUCCAUCCAGCAGAGGAAAAACAUUUCACUGAAGGAUUAUGUAGCCAACUUUAAAAAUUCACAGAAAAAAAUUUACUACUUUUGCGUGAACGAGUUAGAUGUAGCUUUGUCCUCCCCGUACAUGGAGCCUUUCAAAAAGCAGGGAGUAGAUGUCCUUCUUCUGUUUGAGGAAAUAGAUGAAUUUGUUCUCAUGAAUCUGCAGGAGUUUAAUGGGGCCAAGUUUGUUUCCAUCGAUUCUUCGCAGAAUGAGGACUUCGACCAGGAGCUGCUCAAUGCUAACCGGGGAGACGGCUCUAAAGUAGGCGAUAAAGAUGAUCCGUCCAACCAGGGGAAGAACCCCCCCAUCUUUAAUGAUAGCCAAAAGAGUGAGCUAGCCAAAUAUUUCAAAGACGUAUUGGGUUCUAAAUGCUCCGAUGUGAAAUUCUCUGACCGUUUAACAGAAUCUCCUGCAGUGGUUACUGGAUUUUUAUCCCCCACGCUGAGAAAAGUUAUGAAGGCCACCAUGAAGAAUAGCUCAUUCCAGGACAAUAGCAUGUUGCAUAAUUUACCAGCCACGUUGGAGUUAAACCCGUCUCAUACAAUUGUUACGUCGAUUUUCCACCUCAAAAAUACCAACCAGGAGGUGGCUAAAUUGUUGGUUCAGCAGUUGUACGAUAAUGCCUGUAUCGCUGCGGGUAUUUUGGAAGACCCCCGUUCGCUGUUGACAAAAUUGAACGAACUGCUUCUCCUCACUGCUAGAUAUGCUUACCAUUAUGAGAAGAAUACCGAUGGGGUGUCAGGUGUCCAGGAGGACCAGUCCCCCACUGACCCCAACGCCGGCAACGUAGACAGGGCCAUCCCCCCGACGGAAGCUAGCCCCGCCCAGGCGGACGAAGAGGAGAACUCCGCAAAGGAGGCCCAGGCGUCCAAAUUGUAA